AAUAAACGGGAAAUGCUCAAUCUCCUGGCAGCGAUUUCCAAGCUGUGGGGAAAGCCCAGUUGCUGAAAGGAAAAGAAAAGCAUAUAUUGUGAAACUAACAUAGUUCGUUUCAGGCAGCAGCAGCACCAGCAGCAGCGAGCUAUGGCUGCUGGAAUUUCUUUUCAGGAUCUUGCUCAAGAAGCCACUUGUCCCAUCUGCCUGGAAUAUUUCAAGGAUCCGGUGACCAUCGCAGAGUGUGGGCACAAUUACUGCCGAGCCUGCCUGGUCAAGUUCUGGGGGGAAUCAGCUGUAGCCGGUCUCUGCCCUGAAUGCAGAGAAACAGGUCAGCUGAAAAAUCUCAUCCCCAAUCGGCCAUUGUCCAACAUUGUGAAAAUACUGCCCACUGAGGAAUAUCAUCUCCAAGAAGAAAAUGUGGCAGAAGGACCAAGAACAGUCUGUGAGAAGCACCAGCAACCCCUCAAACUCUUCUGUAGGGACGAUGUGACUCCUGUCUGCGAGCAGUGCAAGUUAACAGAAGAACAUAAAGACCACGAGGUGAUUCCUGGGGAGGAGGCUGCUCAGGAGUACAAAAAUCAGAUCUGUUGUUGCAUACCUAAUCUCAGGAAGGUGGAAGAGAAGCUUCUGUCAUCUCAAGAAGACACUGUUCAGGAAACUCAACGUCUGCUUGAAAAAGCAGAAGGAGACAGACAAAAGAUGGUGGAUACAUUCAAAGAGUUGCACCAGCUUCUGGAAAUAUCAGAGAAAACUUUUCUGGGUCAGCUGAACAAUACAAAAAAGGAGAUUGAGGAGGAAAAGGUGGAACACCUGGCCAGGAUUUCAAGGGAACUCUCCUCUCUGACGAUACUGAUCCAAGAGAUGGAGGAGAAAUGCCAACAGCCGGCCAGUGAACUCUUAGAGGAUGUGAGAAGCAUCUUGCAAAGGUCUGAAAUGAAGGAGAAGUCUGAGAUGCCCCUGCCGUUUCCUUCCAUUUUGAAGUGGCUGGUCUGGGCCUCCUGGACGGAUAAUGUCUAUCUCGAGAGCAUCACAAAGCAGUUGAAAGAUUCCUUGCAUGUUGGAGUUGAGCUGCAUAAAGAAUUUUUGACAUUCGAUCCAGUCACAGCUCAUCCCUGCCUCAUCCUGUCAAAGGAUGAAAAAAAGCUGAAGAUGGAAGAGGAAUAUCGAGAUUUGCCCAGCCAUCCAGAGAGAUUCAACCAAGUCCCUGCUGUUCUGGCGAAGGAAGGCUUUUCUUCCGGAAGACAUUUCUGGGAUGUCGAAGUGGGACUUGAGAAGGAGUGGGCCAUGGGAGUCGCCAGGAAAUCUGUGCGGAGAAAGGGUGCGCUUGGUUUUGGUGCCAAAGAAGGGAUCUGGGUCAUCGGGACGUGGGGGUCUCAUUACUUGGCUCUCAACCAUCCUGACUUCAACAUCGUGCGCCCAAGUGAGCCACUCAAGAAGAUCAGAGUAUUCCUGAACUAUCUCGGGGGCACCAUAGCCUUCUUUGACCUUAAGACAACACGGCUGCUCUUCACCUUUUCGGGCGCACAGUUCUUUGGAGAACCAGUAUACCCGUUUUUUUUCCUGAAUGGGAAAUCUCAAUUUAGGCUUGCCAGCAGUUAGUUACUUACUUAGACAAUCACUCGUUGUCCGAGUAUGAUGGCCUUCCAAGUGCAGUGUCCUGGCGGUGGAUACGUAUGUGACUGUGGAGCCCUAUUCUUGACCCGCAAGUUCUUCCACAGUGAGGACAUUGGUUUCCAGGUGGAAGGCAAUCCUGGUUUGGGUUGGCUUGACAUGCCUUUCUCUUGGCACAUUUCUUCCUUUUGGCCUCCAUUCAGCAGUUAGUCAGAUGUCCUGCACAGGCUCUGCUGACACUAGACUCCAAACACACAAUUAAAACCACGUUUUGAAAUCAUGGAAAUUUGAGGCGCUUGCUUUUUGAAAACCUUGGCACAACACAUAAUUAAAGUUGGGACUCCCCAUCUCUGAUGUUGUGAGGAGAGGAGAGCAUGGAAAUAAUUAAUUACUUCUAACAAUUAUAUUUUUUUCCUUUGGUCACCUGUGUUUGAAAGGGAGUGGCGGCGGGUAGAAUAAGUAUCUGGCUAUGUCUGAACAGCCGGAUGUGAAAUGAUGACGUUAUCGAAUUGAAGAUCUAUCUUUUCUGACAGGUCUAUUCAGUCAAUUGUACACUGUGAAUAUUAAAUUGGAUCUCAUUGCUAUGAAUGGUUUUAAUAGGUUUUCAUCUUAUGUCCUUUAAAAUAUUAUUUUAAUGGUCUUACAUUUCAUCUAUGUGCUUUAAAUAUGUUAUACUUCCUCCACCCUUGAGGAGAGGUGGUUAAGAAAUAAAUUUUAUUUUAUUUUCUGCCCAUUUAAUCAUGCAAUUUUUUACUGUUUCCUCUUCUGUGGACCACUCCAAUAGUUUAUUAUAAGUUUUUGUAAUUAUCUUAUUUUCCGUUUCUAAGAUUUUAUCCCAAAAUUGCUCACUUUGGCUGAAUUCAAUUUCUCUAUCUUUAUUGUACUGUUCCUUAAUCUGUAGAUAGUGUAGCCAGGAGAUGUGGGUAAAAUGUCAAAAAUCAUUGUUCUCACUCUUUCGUUGUUAUCUAAUUAUUUUAUAUACCAAUAAAAUUUAUUUUAAAAAAAAGAAAUAAA
Anolis carolinensis (green anole) is the source of this 2619-nucleotide messenger RNA. RefSeq names its product E3 ubiquitin-protein ligase TRIM39. NCBI's taxonomy places the organism in Eukaryota, Metazoa, Chordata, Lepidosauria, Squamata, Anolidae. Gene Ontology annotation, biological process: regulation of gene expression; innate immune response; protein ubiquitination. The coding region runs from base 142 to 1593 and encodes 483 amino acids. Gene Ontology annotation, cellular component: cytoplasm. The transcript is spliced from 7 exons. Gene Ontology annotation, molecular function: zinc ion binding; 2 iron, 2 sulfur cluster binding; ubiquitin protein ligase activity. The record is from RefSeq and is a predicted model, not a curated record.